Messenger RNA from Alnus glutinosa, 1758 nucleotides. Its product is annotated as protein ALP1-like. The record is from RefSeq and is a predicted model, not a curated record. Lineage: Eukaryota; Viridiplantae; Streptophyta; Magnoliopsida; Fagales; Betulaceae. The transcript has a single exon. Bases 103 to 1617 code for a protein of 504 amino acids.
UCUACCCAAUUCAAACCACCUCGUGUUCACAUUCUCUCGUACAGACAUUUGAUCAAACACUUUUCCAUCUCUCUCUCUCUCUCUUCGUUCUGACACUCGGUAAUGGAAAUUAGCUCUUUCCCAUUUCUUAAUCAAGAAGAUUGUUCACAUUUCUACAGUUUGUUCCAAGACAUGGAGAGUUUCAAUGUGAACGCUAACCCCAAAAAGCGGCAAAGAAAGGACGACGAUGUUAGCGAUAAGGAGGAGACGAAGAAGACCGUGUUUACGGACAUUCUCACUUCGCUCAUCUUGUUGGAUGAGCAGGAGAAGCAAGAACAAGAACGGUGGGUCACGGACGCUCAGCAAGAUAAGUCCUUCUUCGAGGCUAACCACAAGCAAAUGACCCAAGCUACGAGCGAGUAUUAUUCCCAGCUCCAAAACCAUUACUCUGAUGUGGACAAUUUGGACACCUCGAGGACUAAGCGGGCCCGCCGCUCCGCUUCAGCAUCCGCCGCUGCCGCCGCCUCCUCUGUUGCGGCGGGAAAUUCCGGAUCGAACAGUCCGCCGCAACAGCACCAUCGUCGGCUGUGGGUGAAGGAUCGGUCCAGGGACUGGUGGGAUCAGCACAACCACCCAGACUUCCCAGACGACGAGUUUCGCCGUGCGUUCCGUAUGAGCAAGGCCACGUUCAAUAUGAUCUGCGACGAGCUCGAAGCUGUCGUCACGAAGAAGAACACGAUGCUUCGCGACGCUAUCCCUGUUCGCCAACGCGUCGCGGUUUGCGUGUGGAGAUUAGCCACCGGUGAGCCUCUACGACUCGUGUCGAAGCGGUUCGGGUUGGGUAUAUCCACUUGUCACAAGCUCGUACUUGAAGUUUGUUCAGCGAUUCGGAAUGUCCUAAUGCCGAAGUUUGUUCAGUGGCCCGACGAGAAUAGAAUGAGGAUUAUUAAGGACGAGUUCCAGUCGGUUUCAGGGAUACCCAACGUUGGUGGGUCGAUGUACACAACCCAUAUUCCAAUUAUCGCUCCGAAGGUCAAUGUGGCUUCUUAUUUCAAUAAGAGGCAUACUGAGAGGAAUCAAAAGAGCUCAUACUCGAUAACGGUUCAAGGGGUUGUUGAUCCUAAGGGAGUGUUCACCGACGUUUGCAUUGGUUGGCCCGGUUCGAUGCCCGACGACCAGGUGUUGGAGAACUCUGCCCUGAGCAAGAGGAUCCAGAUGGGGCUCUUGAAGGACGUUUGGAUUGUUGGGAAUUCUGGGUACCCUCUCACUGACUGGGUUUUGGUUCCUUACACGCACCAAAACCUCACUUGGUGUCAGCACGCGUUCAACGAGAAAAUUGGGGAGGCUCAAAGGGUUGCCAAGGAGGCGUUUGCGAGGUUGAAAGGGAGGUGGUCUUGCUUGCAGAAGAGGACAGAGGUGAAACUCCAAGAAUUGCCUGUGGUUCUUGGGGCUUGCUGUGUCUUACACAAUAUCUGUGAGAUGAGAAAUGAAGAGAUUGAUCCGGAGCAGAGGUUUGAGCUUUUUGAUGAUGAAAUGGUCGCUGAGAAUGGUUUGAGGUCUGCGAGUUCUAUACAGGCUAGAGAUCAGAUUGCUCACGAUUUGUUACACCAUGGACAGGCAGGCACUCGUUAUAGUUGAUCUGAGUUUGUUAUAGUUAUUUGUAUUUCGUCAUUCUUUUGGCUAUGGCUUGUUACAGUCAUAUUUGUACAAUAAGAACGGGCUUAUGUAUAAUAUAUUUUUGGCUCUCUAAUAAUAAAUAGAUUGAUAGUUUUUACUAAA